GGCCGUCGUGUGCGCACGCAUAGCGCUUGGCAGAAGCAAUAAAAUUAUAGUCUGUGAAUAUCUUCAAGCCCCGUCGCUCGUGUAGUUCGUGUGUUUUCGAGCAAUUGGCAGUUGGUUUUUCUGUGGCCAGCAAAAGGUUUUGGCAAGUGAUGCGUUGAACAGCAAAUGAAAGCAAGUAACGCAAUUUAAUGCAAAUGUGUGAAAGUGUGGAAUAAAUAUUUGCCAAAAGCAAAUUACAAACAAAAACAAAAAUAAAACAACUAAAUUUUCUGUUGUGCUGCUUGCUUAACAAUUUUGAGUGUGCGUGAACAACAAAAACAGUUGAAGACAAUAACAAAUUGUGGAUUAAAUAAUUCACACCACGCAGAGCUUUUAAAACGGAAAUUACUUAAAAAUACAUUUAAAAUGUAUAAGAAUCUUCAAUAGAAGCCAAACGCAGCGAAGAAAAAAGGUUUAUUUUUUCACAAACCACCAACAAAAUCGUGCAAAGGACAAGACACACAACUACAAACAUAAUGCGAGCCGUAAGCGGAGCAACGCCUCCGUUGCUGCUGGUGGUGUUUCUUCAGGCGCUCAACUGGCAACUGGGCGUGGCCGUGUUUGGGCGCGAUGAAUGCCGAGAUCUGACCAUCUCAUCGUGCGAGUGCGCACCAUCGUUGUCUGAGUAUGAGCUCAACUGUCCCGGCAACAGCUACAAUCCCAAAUUCAAAAUAACCAUACGCCCUGGAUAUACGGUCCAGAUCGAAUGUAAUCUGACGGAUGCCUCGGAGUACAAGCAGAUGCCGAGGCUGAACAUCGGCAGCAUCGAUAUGGUGCAGAUCAGACGCUGCCCGCUGCCCUAUCACACGCCCAUAGCGGGCAUCAUGGAUCACCUUGGCAUCAAUAACACCAAAGUGCUCAUCUUUGAGGGCAACGAUUUGGGCAUGAAUGUAACCCGCAAGCACCUGGAGCGUCUGCAGAACCUGCAGCGACUGCGUUUCGCUGCCCGCCGUUUGCCGUACAUUCCCGAGGACUUUCUGCGUGAUAUGCAUCACUUAAGCUGGCUGGACAUGCGCGCCGCCAAUUUGGGUGAGCUGCCCGCACAGCUGUUGGCCAACAUGGAGAACUUGCAGUUCCUCGAGCUGGGCAGUAACAAUCUGAGGCAGCUGCCGCGCGGUCUCUUCCACAAUCUACACAAGCUGCUGCAUCUGAAUCUGUGGAGCAAUCAGCUGCACAAUCUCAGCAAGCACGACUUUGAGGGCGCCGUCUCCGUCAAGGAUGUCGAUCUGCAUAACAAUGGCAUUGUUGAACUGCGGCCGGAUGUCUUUGCCCUGCUCACCAAUGUGACCGAGAUCAAUUUGAAUGGCAAUAGCUUCCGCUCCCUGCCCGAGGGCCUCUUCGAACAUAACCAGAAGCUGGAACAAGUGAAGCUGCAAAACAAUCGCGUACCGCUGCCCACGCUGCCCGCUCGCCUCUUUGCCAAUCUGCCCAAUCUGCGCACCCUCUAUCUACGCUGUGAACUGGAAUCAAUCUCUGCGGACCUCAUUGAGAACUCAAUGAACAUCACAGACAUCUCGCUGAUGGAUAACCAUCUGACCACGCUGCCUGCGAAGUUGCUGGAGCAUCAGGUGAAACUAGUUAAUUUGGAUUUGCACAAGAAUCGCUUGAGUCACUUGCCCGAUAGCAUCUUCAGUCAUUUGUCCCAAUUGGAGAAUCUGAAUCUUGCUGAAAAUCGACUCACGGAAAUAUCCAGUAAACUCUUGAGCAAACUGGUGAAUCUAAAAACUCUUCGCAUGAACGAUAACCAUCUUGUGAGCAUCCAGCCGCAGGCCUUUGCUGCGAACGUUUUGUUGCGCCAACUGAAUAUGGCCAACAAUCAUAUCAAUCUGCAUGAGUAUAUGACGGCGCGUGGAGUGGAUGCGGAUCUCAGUUCACCAUUCGCACAUCUUAGAAAUCUGACAACUCUCAACUUGCGCAACAAUUCGCUUAUGGUCAUAUUUAGCGACUGGAAGUACGCAAUGCGCGAGCUGCAGGAGAUUGACUUGAGCUUUAACAAUUUCACCUGGCUGGAUUACUCCGAUCUGGACUUUGUGUCCGCUUACGAUUUGAACAUAAACAUGACCCACAAUAAAAUAAUCACCGUGCACUUCUACAAGCAAACAGAUUUCCCGGCAAUUGACCAGGACCAGCGACUGGUACAUGGCGUGAAAUCGGUCAGAGUUGAUCUCAAUGAUAAUCCUCUCGUCUGUGAUUGCACACUCCUACGUUUCCUGCAAGUGGUGCGCGGUGAUAUUCAGCCGGAUUACGCCAAGAAUUUGAUUACCUAUACAGAUCGAUUGAAUUGCCACGCGCCAAGUGCAUUGGCGGAUCGUCCUAUGCGCUCCGUACAUCCUCGUGAACUGGUCUGCCAGUUUGACCAAGCGGAAGAUCCAGCCGAGAGACGCUGCCCACGCGGCUGCGAUUGCCUGGUGCGCACCUUCGAUGCCACGCUAAUUAUUAACUGCUCUAACGGAGAACUGACCAAAAUACCUAAGCUGCCACGCCUUCCUCAGAAUCUUCGUGAAAUGGAACUGUAUGUGGAAAACAAUACGCUGCUCAAGCUGCCGACUUACAAUUCGCCUGGAUACGAGAAUGUGACCAGCUUGCACGUGGCAGGCAACAAUCUCACCCAGUUGGAGCUGAACCAGUUGCCCAGAAACUUAAAGUACUUGGAUGUGCGUCGCAAUCAGCUGCAGGUGCUCAACUCAACGGUGCUCGGCUAUCUUAACAGCACGAUGGACAACGUGAAGCUGCGUCUCUCCCAGAAUCCGUGGGUGUGCAACUGCGAGGCUAAGGAACUGUUGCUCUUCACUCAGAAGAAAUACGAACGCAUUCCAGAUUACACAGAGAUGUUCUGCAUCGAUGCGGAAAUGCCCACACCUCUCAUGGAGCUCAAUAUCAAUGACAUAUGCCCACGGCCCAGGAGUCUGUUCAUUGCGGUGAUUGUGGUCAUAUCGUUGGCAGGCUUUCUGGUAGGCAUCAGCGCGGCGCUGUACUACAAGUACCAGCAGGAGAUUAAGAUCUGGCUGUACGCCCACAAUCUGUGCAUGUGGUUCGUCACCGAAGCGGAGCUGGACAAGGACAAGAAAUUCGACGCAUUCAUUUCAUAUUCGCACAAGGACCAGAGCUUCGUGGAGAAGCACUUGGUGCCACAACUGGAGCAUGGUCCACAAAAGUUUACGCUCUGCGUGCACGUGCGCGAUUGGCUGGUGGGUGGCUUCAUACCCGAGAAUAUUGUACGCUCCGUCGCUGACUCCCGUCGAACCAUCAUCGUUCUCAGCCCGAAUUUCAUUAAGUCCGACUGGGCGCGCAUGGAAUUCCGUGCGGCGCAUCGAGCGGCGCUGAAUGAGGGACGUUCACGUGUGAUUGUGAUCAUCUAUUCGGACAUUGGUGACAUUGAGCAGCUGGACGAUGAAAUGAAGGCGUAUCUGAGAAUGAACACCUACCUGAAGUGGGGCGAUCCAUGGUUCUGGGACAAGCUGCGCUACGCACUGCCGCAUCGUGCACCCAUUGGCAAUGCGGGCAACGGCGCCCUGAUCAAGUCGGCGCUCAAAGGCUCCACAGACGAUAAGCUGGAACUAAUUAAGCCAUCGCCCGUGACGCCGCCACUGACAACGCCGCCCGGCGAUACCACCAAAAAUCCGCUGGUGGCACAGCUGAAUGGCGGGACCCCGCACACAGCCAUCAUGAUUGCCAAUGGCAAAAAUGGCCUGACGAAUUUGUAUGCGCCGAACGGCAAGGCACAUCAUGGCAACGGCCACAUCAAUGGCGCCUUUAUCAUCAAUACAAAUGCCAAACAGAGCGACGUAUAGAAAUGGCGCAAUAUGGAGCCCGACGAAGAGGAGCUCCUGUUUCACUGAGGCAUUCAAUCCUUACGCUAUGACCAAUUCCGAUUCCGAUCAGCUGAAUGUAUAAAAUGAAAACAAUGCCUAGACAACAGCAUUCUUGUAGCCAACUCAAAUCGCACUCUAAUUGAUUUCUUCAGGCAUUUGUAUUGUGUUUGUUUGUAUGCGUGUAUGCAUGUGCGUGUGUGUGUGUGUGCAUCUGUGUCUGUGUUUUGGUCUAGUUAAAUUCUGUAGAAUAAUUUUACAAACAAAAAAA
Drosophila hydei is the source of this 4119-nucleotide messenger RNA. RefSeq names its product protein toll (gene Tl). NCBI's taxonomy places the organism in Eukaryota, Metazoa, Arthropoda, Insecta, Diptera, Drosophilidae. Gene Ontology annotation, molecular function: transmembrane signaling receptor activity; protein binding. Gene Ontology annotation, biological process: immune response; toll-like receptor signaling pathway. Gene Ontology annotation, cellular component: membrane. The transcript is spliced from 4 exons. The record is from RefSeq and is a predicted model, not a curated record. The coding region runs from base 516 to 3830 and encodes 1104 amino acids.